Molecule: messenger RNA, 1265 nt
Organism: Ictalurus punctatus (channel catfish)
Lineage: Eukaryota; Metazoa; Chordata; Actinopteri; Siluriformes; Ictaluridae
Gene: ca4b
Product: carbonic anhydrase IV b
Exons: 8
Coding region: 81-989 (302 amino acids)
Cellular component (GO): plasma membrane
Molecular function (GO): carbonate dehydratase activity; zinc ion binding
Source: RefSeq, a predicted model, not a curated record
GGCUCCUCCAUUAAACAUCAGUGUUAAAGUAGUGAUAACCUUGGUUAGGUUUUUUGGUCAUAGUGAGCAAACAAAGCAACAUGCAAAUCUUAAAGUUAUUGGUUCUUUUGGUGUCUAUGUUGGGGAUGACUGGCGGUGCAGAGUGGUGCUAUAAAUCUCAGGUUUCCUGUGACAACAAAUGCAAGGGGCCGGAUGAAUGGAAGGACAUAUCACCAACCUGUGGGAACAGAAGCCAGUCACCUAUUAACAUUGUAACAAAAAGAGUGGAGAGUAUCCACCUGGCACCCCUCAGUCUUCAAGGUUACCAACAUGUUUUCCAAAGCAUUAUCACAAAUAAUGGUCACACAGUCAAGUUUAACUUGUCAGGUGAUGCUGUGAUUGAUGGUGCAGGAUUCAAGGAACCUUACAAAGCAAUGGAAGUCCAUUUUCAUUGGGGCAAGAAUGGUGGGCCAGGAUCAGAGCAUACUAUCGAUGGAGAGCAGUACCCUAUGGAGAUGCAUAUUGUUCACAUAAAGAAAAAUUAUAGCUCUGUUGAAGAGGCUGUUAAAGAUCCAUCUGGACUAGCGGUUUUUGGAUUUUUGUACGAGGAAUCAGACCGUGAAGACAAUAAAUAUGAUUCCAUCAUAAAUGCUCUGUCUGACGUCAGAUUCCCUGGCAACAAAACCGUACUGGCAUCUGUGAAUUUGAACAUGCUUAUUCCUCCCCACGAUACAUUGAUGCGCUACUUCCGCUACAGCGGUUCUCUGACCACACCUGACUGUGCAGAGUCAGUCAUUUGGACUGUAUUUGAAAGCACCAUUAAGCUUAGCAAGAAGCAGCUGUCUACAUUCUCUGAACUCUGGUUUGAAAACGGAACUGCCAUGACUGAUACGUUUCGCCCUGUGCAGCCACGCAAUGGUCGAACAAUCUUUUAUUCCAGAAGCAAUAUUGCAUCUGUCAGCACAGUACUGGUUGUUAGUACUUUAAUCAUUACUUUUUUGACUCUUUAGGAAAAAAGGAUAUGAAGUCUAGUGUCACUGAUUAGACAAUUUGAAUGUCCAGUGCUUUUUUAUUUGAACAACCAAAGUCUUUGUUACAGUCAACAAUAUUCAGAUGUUCUUCUAUCCAGCUUUUUGUAGCAUUGUUUUUACCAUGUGUUUAGGACAAUUGUGUAGUGUUUUAUAAUAGAGAUAGAAUAUAUAGAUAAAAGCACACCUAUAUAUUCAAAGGGAAAGUUUAUCUUAUAGCCAACAGAAGAUUAUGAAAUAAAAUAUUCUAUGUUCUAA